Messenger RNA from Leguminivora glycinivorella, 1208 nucleotides. Its product is annotated as odorant receptor 4-like. Bases 85 to 1194 code for a protein of 369 amino acids. The record is from RefSeq and is a predicted model, not a curated record. Lineage: Eukaryota; Metazoa; Arthropoda; Insecta; Lepidoptera; Tortricidae. Gene Ontology annotation, molecular function: odorant binding; olfactory receptor activity. Gene Ontology annotation, cellular component: plasma membrane. Gene Ontology annotation, biological process: detection of chemical stimulus involved in sensory perception of smell; sensory perception of smell. The transcript is spliced from 8 exons.
AGUGUCACACUUAAUAAAUUCGAGGACGCUCCAGAGGCAGGAUGGCCGAGCCGGACAUUCAUCUGGCCAGCACUGAGUUCUUGCAUGGCGAUAGUGGCCACAUUUUUCGAGUUGAUGUUCAUCGUACGGGCCCUCACCAUCAAAGACUACGCUAUGGCCACUGAAUCCUUCGCCUACCUCAUCAUCCUGGGGUCUGUAAGCCUCAUCUACAUCGGAGUACUGACCAAUAGAACCGCGAUCCUGGAUCUAUUGGAUGUCAUGAGCAAAGAUUUUAGGUACAUUUGCAGUUUGGCGCCACAUUACAGAAAAUGUUUUUUAGACGGCCAACUUCUGAUUUGGAAACUGACAAUGAUUUGGGGAAUUUUCGUCAUAGUUCUCGCUAUUCUUUACGUGUCAAAUACGUUAGUACUGCUACUUUAUCAGAGCCUCUUUGGCACUUUGGACGAGCAUUACGUCCGACCGUUUAUAUUUCCAGUCUGGCUUCCUCACGAUGAUCCGUACAGGAGUCCAAACUACGAAAUGCUGAUGGUUUUUCAUAUUGCAAUAAUAUUUGUCGCCAUGGCUACAUUUGGAUUAUACGUGCCUCUAUCUCUGCAUCUCUUCAUGCACUACUACAAUCUACUAGACAUGGUGUUGAUUGCCAUUGACGAGUUAUUCGAAGACUUGGAUGAGUCAGUGGUAACGCUGCAUGACACGGACCAGCGCCGCCUGUAUGUGAAAGCUGAGCUCGCCAGGAGGAUGGGACGAAUCGUGCAGUGGCACCAGUCUUUCUUUGAUUCUGUGGGUGCUAUCACAUCCAUAUAUGGCGGUAUGCUGGUGUAUCAAGUUCUGUUUAGCUCGGUCAUCAUCUGCUUAAUGGCUUAUCAAGUCGCUAUCCAACUGGCAGAUGGAAAAUUCAACUACCUAUUUGCGAUACUGACAUUUGGUGCAGUCUUACAACUAUGGAUUCCAUGCUGCAUUGGCACUCUAUUACAGACCAAGGCGUUGUCGUUAGGAGAGCGCUGUUUCUACUCCGGCUGGUACGAGACGCCCCUGACGCAGCUUGUGCGUCAAGACCUGCUCAUCUUUAUCAUAAGAGCUCAGGUCCCAAUUGGGAUCAAAUUCACCGGUCUGCCCGAAUUGGAGCUAUACACCUUCUCUUCGAUUAUGAGCACCGCUUAUUCUUACUUUAAUAUGCUCCGGCAAUAUAACUAAACUUCGUAUCGACG